AUGGCUCACAACGGAGAGGAACCUUUGGGGAACGACAAGCAGCAAGCGCCGGCAAGCACGCGAGUGCCCUUGCAUCCGAUAGCUAUCAAGCCGAAGCCGACGGCCAGGGCUGGCGUGCCGGGGAGUGGCGGGGCGCCGAAGGCUGUGCAGAUGGCCAAGGGCGCGUCGACGGUGGCCAACAAGGGCUCGGAGGAGAUCGUGCUGACCACCUCGAAAAACUGGAUUCUUCCGCCCCGGGCUAAAAUCAAGAAGGGGAAAGCACACAAGGCGGUGGCGGAGACGAAGCACAUCAAAAAGAACGACAAGCCCGAAAAGCAGAAGGUGAACUCGCAGAUACACUCCAACAUCAACCUGUACACGAACAACCAGCUGGAUUUGAAGGUGCAGCUCCAGAACCCGAACGCCCUCGGUGCCGGAACUCGACGCGGCCACGACGAUCGACCCGAUCAACCUCAGCUACAAUCUGGAGUGCAAGCGGGCGAAGAAGAGCGCAGAUUCGAAGAGCAAGAGCCCCGGCGUGGUGGGCGUGGGCAUCGGCCCGCUGUCGGAGCUCGCUGUGUCGUCGAAGGACAUUCUGUUGAGCACAGCAAAGAGCAGGAAAAAGCCGGACAGCAAGGCCGACGAAGUGAGCCACAAGGCGCAGCUGUUGCUGGCCGAGCAGAUGCGCCAGAAACAGCUGCUGCUGGAGAAACAGCGCCAGGAGCAGGCGCAGAAACAGCUGCACUCGUGCGGCGUCUGCCCUGCUUCGGGCAGCUGUGUGUGCGCCGAGCUGAGCGACCAGACGGGCGAGUGGAUGGGCCCCGCUUUCGACGACGCCGAUCUGCUGGCUCUGGAGCCGCCGGCGGACGAGUUCAAGUUCGGCCACGAUUUCAUGAUGUACGAAUAAAGCUAACGGAUGAUAUUGACUAUUUAGAGAAACGUGAGGUAUGUUCCGACCAGGGCGGUGAAGCCGAGCACGACGUAUCCGGUUCUAUACACGCCCUUGAGCGUGAGCUCCUUGCCAAAGUCCCAGACCAGGUGUCUGACUCCGUUGGCCACGUGGAACGCGAACGGGAACGAGGCUGCCGCCUUGAGGCCCACUUUGGCGGCCACUGGCAGGCCGGCAACAACCGACACGAGCGUGGCCGUAUCGAAGGGCACGCCGGCGAGGCUGGUGAAUGCGUAGGUGCAGGUGACGGCGUAGAAGCCCGCAGCGAGGCCCACGCCGGUGAUUCUGUGGAACGACGACAGAAUCCACGUCAGCUGCGGUUGGUAGAUUUGCAGGUGUGGAGACGACGGUCUGUUUUUUCUCUGUGCGACAAGGAUCUCCUGCUCUUCGGCGGGCGUGGCCUUGAUGGUGACGAGGCUUCUGACGCCGAGGGCGGCGCCCGCGAGCUGGCGUCUUGGGAUCGCGCAGAUCGAUUGGCGUGCGGUGGAAAGCAUUCUGAGACAGGAAUGGAACAACGGAGAGAAAUAAUUUAUUUAGCUGUGUUGCCGUUUGCACGACUCUUAAUUUUUUAG
Messenger RNA from Ogataea haglerorum, 1500 nucleotides. RefSeq lists its product as uncharacterized. Lineage: Eukaryota; Fungi; Ascomycota; Pichiomycetes; Pichiales; Pichiaceae. The transcript has 2 exons. Bases 1 to 1500 code for a protein of 499 amino acids. The record is from RefSeq and is a predicted model, not a curated record.